AUGGCUUUUGUUCCAAAUUAUGGCUUCCCAUACUCUUCUUCACCUCCCCCACCUCAUUUUCCAAUCCUGCCACCACCCUACCACCCCAAUUUCCCGCCACCACCGCCGCCAGCAGCAGCAAAACCACCCAGCCAUCCAACCCUGCCACCACCGCCACAUCCACGAUCACCACCACCACCACCACCACCGCCGCCUGCAAUUCCACCACCACCUUCGCCAGGACAUCAUACUACCAUCAUAGUUGUGUUUGUGUCACUGGGUGGCCUUUUUUUACUGGGGUUUCUUUCGGUGGCAUUAUGUUGCUUUCUGAAGAAGAGGAAGAAGAAACAAAUUCAGGAGAUGGAAGUGGUGAGAGUUGAUGAGCACUUGAAAAUUCGAGAAGCUGUUGUACCAGGUCCAAAUGGUACUACACAAACUGUCAUACUAAGUAUUGAUGAAGAUAUUCACGUUGAAGAAGAGACUAAGAAGAAUGAAAUAGUUAGCCAAGUGUCUCAGAAUCAUCCUGGCCAUGACCUUGAAAUAGCCAAAGAAACAACAUCUUCUGAUGCCAAGAACAAUGAUAUUCACCAGAAAAGCUAA
Impatiens glandulifera is the source of this 579-nucleotide messenger RNA. Its product is annotated as protein TRACHEARY ELEMENT DIFFERENTIATION-RELATED 7A-like. Bases 1 to 579 code for a protein of 192 amino acids. The record is from RefSeq and is a predicted model, not a curated record. The transcript has a single exon. Gene Ontology annotation, biological process: plant-type secondary cell wall biogenesis. NCBI's taxonomy places the organism in Eukaryota, Viridiplantae, Streptophyta, Magnoliopsida, Ericales, Balsaminaceae.